UCAGGGGGUGGCCGGGGGAGGGGGGAGCGGCCGGCUGCUCCAGCACGUGCUUCUCGCACUCGCAGUCAGUCUUGUUCCACGCGCCCAACAAGCAAGAAAUGGGCGAUCGGCUCCUGCGCUGGCACCACCACCGACACACGCCGCAAUUGUCGCCACGCGGAGCUUGAGCACUGUCCCGACGCGUGCGAGCCACAAACCGUCCUACUCAGCAACCGCAGAAUUUUUCUACUCGCCUCUCGCAUAAUAUUUUUUCACUCUCGGAUCUAUAGAAGAGAAGACUCAAAGCCAAAGCACCAAAAAUGCCUCGCUGCCUGAUGGCCAAGAAGUGGAAGUAUCCGUGGGACCGUGAGAAGGCGGCCGCCGCAGCCGCCUCCGCCGCCGCCUCCGAGGAGGCUGACAAGAAGGCAGCGCCGCAGCCGUCGUCUCAGGAGUCGUCGCCGGCCCAACAGCCUCCUCCGUCCUCGUCGAGCUCGACCAGCACCACCAUCCGCCUCGGCUGGGGCCCCUCCAGCCCCACGGCGGGUGCCACCGCCCCCAGUCCGCCCCCGAACGCGCCCGGAACUCCCGAGAGGGUUGCCGUUCUCUACAACGGCUACGUCCAGGAGCUGUCGCACGGGCUGAGCUUUCCCUACCUGUCGCACCGCGGGCCUCCGGCGCCGCCACACCACCAUCACCACCACCACCAUCCCCACCCGCACCACCAUGUUCCACCUGGGGUUUUGCUGCACCGAGGCGACGAAGGGUACCAGUUCCCGGCCGAGGCGUACCACCACUACCCGCCCACCUACCUAGCAGAACCGCACCGCUACGAGGAGCGAUGGGCUGAGCACCAGCCGAGUCCGGCGGCGCCGCUGGCGCCGCUGCCGCCCCGCAAGUCGCUGGCCAUGUGCUACACGAGCACGGGGGCGGCGUUGUCGCUGCCGCCCAAGAAGAAGGACAUCUACCGGCCGUACUCGCUGCAGGACCCGGUCAAGCCGAGCCACAAGGACCUGAGCGCGGCGCACGCCAUCCUCGACCUGAGCGCGUCUAGUCAGCCCGAAGCGUCGGGCAACGCGUCCACCAGCGGCGACGAGCGGCCGCCGUCGACAGUGCCGCCCUCACCGACGCCGUCCUGCAAGACGGUGGCCUACACCUACGAGGCCUUUUUCGUGAGCGACGGGCGCUCCAAGCGCAAGACGACGUCGCUCGGCUCGGCGUCGCCGAUGCGCGACCCCACCGAGAAGCCCAAGUACACGUGUCCCGAGUGCGGCAAGCAGUACGCCACGUCGUCCAACCUGUCGCGGCACAAGCAGACGCACCGCAGUCUCGACUCGCAGUCGGCCAAGAAGUGUCCGACGUGCGGCAAGGCGUACGUCAGCAUGCCGGCGCUGGCCAUGCACGUGCUCACGCACAACCUCAGCCACAAGUGCGACGUGUGUGGCAAGGCGUUCUCACGGCCGUGGUUGCUUCAGGGCCACCUCAGGUCGCACACCGGUGAGAAGCCCUACGGCUGUGCACACUGCGGCAAGGCGUUCGCCGACAGGUCCAACCUGCGUGCCCAUAUGCAGACGCACUCGGCGGCCAAGAACUUCCGCUGCAAGCGAUGUGAUAAGUCGUUCGCCCUCAAGUCCUACCUGAACAAGCAUUACGAGUCGGCUUGCUUCAAGGACGGCCCGUCGGGCGUGCUGACGCCACCAAGUUCGCCGGGCGACGGCCUCGUCUGCUGUCCGACCACCUCCGACCUCCACCUGCUGCAGUCGCCGCCGCCCUACCCCCCGCCACUUCCCCUCCACCCUGGAGUCUACGCUGCUUGAAUUCCGCGCGCUUUGCAUUGUCUCUCAACUCAACACUCACCACACCCUCGUUUGGUUUGCACCCCCCAGCCCCCAGACAACACCCUCGCAUCAGUCAGCCAUCGUAGAACGGUUGAAACAGCUUUAUAAGAGUUCAAUAAUGCUUGUCCACACGAUUCUUUUGGACUUUAGGUGUGAUUUUUUUGCUGAAACAUCUCGUUCAAAAAGGUACACACACACCCACUCGAAACAGUCAAAAACGCAUAUUUACAAACGCGCAUCACGCUUUUUAUAAGGUAAUAUACAAAAAGAGAAGACGUUUUUAAUGAAUUAUGAAACGCAAGUGCCCUAAAAGUUAAAAAAAAUGAAUUGAAAUGAUUUUCUCACCAAAGUAAAAAGGAAAUUUUUGAUAAAACUGAUAUUGUCGAAUUGCAUGUUAUUUUUACAGACGGUCACUUAAGCACUGUUAAAAAGUGAAAACAAGUUUUGUGAAAACAGGGUUCAUUGUUCAAGGACGGAUGAUGAAAAAAUCCAAGAAAAAAAAAUAAAAACAAACAGUUUUGACUUCAAAAGUACGAUUUUGGAGGCCAUUAAACGCGAACGGUGACAUAAAAAUGCACAUUGCCUUUUUAGAUGAAUUUUUUUGAUAAAAAGUAUUUUUCACACAACGACCAUAUUAAAUGGAUGUCACGCCCAUAAAUCAUCUCCCUCAAAACAAAAGAUAAUAACAUGAAAAAGUAGAGGUUUGAGUUUGUAAAUACUUGGAGCGAAAUUUAUUGCGAGCGAUCGCACGCGGCGUGCAGCAAGCGUUUCAAAAGCGAAACACUCGGACGCGGGCGGGGCUGUAAUUAAAUUUUUACGCUCCGCACGAUAUACCAGAGAAAUAUCGCGCAAUAAACUUUCGCCCCCCAGGUAUACACAUUUAGAUGUAAUUAGUUCCAAAACCAUUAUAAGCGUAGUCAAACACAAAAGCAACGAUUUGCUGUGAAAACUUUUGCGGACAGAGGAAAAGUAUGAUAUACUUGUUUUCGUGAUUUUGCGUGGCUAUUUUACUAGAAGCCAGAGAUUCGCUUUUGAUUUCGAACGAUUCAAAAGCGCUCCGCUCCUCACAUGGGCGGGGCGCGCAAUGUUUCAGCCACAACGAAAUAAAGAUUGCUGUAGUCAAGCUCUAACGAUUGCAUCGAACGCGAUGGAUCUCGAGUACCUAGUGCAUAGCAGAAUAUUAUAUACACUCACAGUCACAUAAACCUAUAUAAAAAUAACAAAUAUUAUGGUGAAAAAAUUAAUACACAACAAACACACGCGUACGUAUGUAAACUCACUCAGCAACACACUCACUAUUAAAUAGAGUAGCUCACACAUAUACCAGCUCAAUUAUUUUACAUAUUAUGACAACAGCAUCAAACUGCUGUCGUAUUGUAUGCAUUUUCAAUUAUCCGCCGACAAACGCGCAACAGAAAUCGAAUAUGCAAAUCGAUUAAUUGAGUUAGCUCAGCUGGCUAAUUUAUGCGACGAGAGGAGAGCGCGGCGCAGGCAGAAAUCGAUUCGGGCCUUAGCGCGCUUUUUGGUCUGUGAGUGUAAUAUGCAAAAUAAGUUGACGCUGCCGUAAUAAAUUUCGAGAGGCAAAACGCAAGUCGGUUGGUCAAAAAAUAGUAAAUUACGAGAAUGAAAAACGAUGCAUUUAUUGAAUUGUGUAACGACAAAAAUAAAUUUAAUAAGUCUGAGCAUGCAUAAUUUUGUAGGAAAAGCGCAACGAAAAUGCAAUAAAAAGUUUAUUAGCAACGAAUGCAUAUAUAUAGAGAGAAAGAGUAACUAACAUUUACGAGAGAGCACUUUCGGAAUUUAAGGGCUUUGUAACUAGUCACCUCUUACCCGCAACGUUGAUAUAUAUGAUCUCCAACUUCGAAUACAUUCCAAAAAUUUGAAAAUUAAGUAACUAGGUAUUUAAGAUUUCUCUACCUUAUAGCGAUCUUUAGAUUCUAGUAGCAGUAACUAGUCGAGAGGGUUGAGCAGUGAAAAGACAAAGCGGUAUUUCUGCAGUCUGUACAUAUGUACUCGUGUAAACUCCCAAUGUAUGCCUAGCGUGUAAGACGACCGCAACUUUGAGCGAUUGAUUCGAUUCGGUGCUUCUGUGCGCCCGGAACGCGGCACCGCCUACUUAAUUACUUUUCUGUACAUACAACGCAGGCACUGUGCUGCAUUCCCGUUUUCCCCCGAAAAAAAAUAUAUAUUGGCGAAACCCGAUAUCAGAGAGUCAUUAGUGAAUCCGUACGUGAGUGUGUGCAUAAUUGUUACCCGAGAAGGAAAAAAUAAAAGCGGCGGCGAAUAAUUUUCCGGCUCCGUACUUUCUCCGCUGCCUCCGUUUCGCCGGCGCAGCAUUUUGCAAAUUAAAAUCGGCGCUCCAAUCCUUUUAGACCGAGCGAAAAUGAACACACGGAGAGGGAGAGCGCGCGCGCAAAUUUCCCACAAUGGUCCGCUGUGAAAAUAUUGUGAAAGUCGGUCUUGUCGGACGUAUAAUGCAUAAGUCACUUGAUAGCUCUUUCUCUCGGCGUGCGCGCGUGGUCCUGAACAAACAUUUUGCCGUCGGAGUGGGUGCCCGCGCUAUGUAGAAGAACUCGAGCGCCCGGGCGAAUACACAAACCGUCCGAGUGACCCCUCUCUUGACUUUGUGUCAAUCUCGGCCCGCGUACACACGGCACACGGUAAAUAAUUAAUGCCAGAGUUCAUCAAGAUUUCUCUUUUAACUCGAUUCUGAGUACUGUUCUCGCUUUCCCUUUCUUCUCCGUCGGCCUCGGCCUCGACGAUGCGCCUGUUGAUUUUUCCCUUCGCCUUGCUUCAUGAAAAAUCCAACGUUUCUCGAGUAAUUUGCUCGAUUCCUUCUUCCCCGCCUGUUUCGUGCGCGCACACGAACUCUAUUCACCGCGUGUUCUUCCAUUUCCUCGUUCUGCUAUCACGUUUCUAACUUUCCUAUCUGUUCUUCUCUUUUCGCUCUCCUAUCUUCUUUCCUAUACAUUUCUGCCAUCGCGGCGCAGUGCGUUUUAUUGCGGCCCUCGGCUUGCAUGCGCGCUGAUAAAAACCUCUUCCACCUGUCGUCUACUUUCCGAUUUCCGCUUUUGCUGGCUCUGGCUGUGUGUGUGUGUGUCAUAAAUGUAAGGACGGACGCACUCGUAACUCUCUGAUUCUGCGCCGAUAUUGGAAAAUGAGUGAAAAUCUAGUCCCGCAAAGUCGUGGUAAUUAACCCAAGUUUAGCGUAAUAGCUAUUAACUUGCGAUUAAUAUUGAACUUUGAUAAGCUAUAAGUAAGAUUGGCUAGAUGAUUGGUCGAAUGGACUUUUCUCCCUUGCUUUCGCGGAUAGAUAUAUAUCGGUUUGUGUUUUUACGAGGCCGGUGAUUCAAAUUUACGACGAAAGACUAGUUACUUCUUUAUUUGAAGACUUGUGUUUUUUUCUUGAUCUCUCUCUAUCUCUCGAGGAAACGUAUUCCUAUUUUUAUUGCCGUCGACGGUAAGAGCCAAAACCAAUUUUCUAAAAGUUUGCCGAAUAAUUUUAUCUUCGCCUUUUGGCACGUGUUUGAGCGUCUUAAUCUCGAGAGCGCUCGGCAGACUCGAGUGGUUUUAGUGUAAGUAGCUAUUUGUUUGUGUACUUUUAUGAUUAUUUGGAUGCUCUGUGUCAUUUAAGGUCGUGACAGCAGAAGCCUCGUCUUGUUUAAACGCUACUUCUGCAUUUAUUCAAUUGUGAAAAAGCAAGCGACUCGCGAAAGGCGAACAUUCCAUUUUAUGAUAACCAAUUUAGUUUAUUAUCUAGUCUGAAAGUCUCGUAAAAAGUCGUCGCAGCACCAACAACAACUAGUCUUUUUUUCCAUUCACUCACCUUUACGGAGAGCAAUAAUCAAGGAAAUUUCGCAACGAAUUUUACCCCUGAAUUGCGCUGACACAGAAAAACAGACAACGAUUUUUUGUCUGCAGAUCGUGCACGAUCUGCGCUUUUACACACGAAAUUGUUUCGGUCAUGUGAGCGAAAGAAACGAAUGCGAGCAACAUGUAUGCACUCUAAUCAUAAGAUAGCAAUAAUUUUAAGCAUUAUUCUGAUUAUAUACAUUAUUGUUGCGAGCAAUUUUAACUGGCCUGAACUCUGGUUAAUGUGCUUUGACGAGCUCGGAACUCGCCAGGUAGAAAAGACGACGACGAGCUUAAAAAGGAAAUGACGUGAGAUUCAAUUCAAUUAAUCGGGUGUCAAUUUUUCGGACGGCGUUUUGGAUUCUGAGGCGAUUUCCAGUUCUCGGCAUGUGCCAGAAAGUGCCAGGUAUUCACAAGCAAUAAAUCUCGUAGUCUGGCCAUGAGCAAUAAGGAGUCGGAUCCGCAGUCACAUUUUGGCUCGGCCGGCUCUCUUUGAGCAAUAAUUGUGGCCGCUAUGAAGAACACUUAAAGUUAAGGACAAACAGUUAACACGAUUCAAAAUAUUGAAAGUAAUCAUAAGAAAAAUAUCAACGAUUAGGUACAUAGACACCUGACUUAGACUGCCCAUAUUUAAUUAACUUUAAAAGCUGUUAAACAAAACGAAAUUUCAACUUUGAAUAAAUAUUAUGUACUACUACACAGUUUACGAUUUCGGAGUUGUAUUUAAAUUAUUAAUCCGUAGCAUUUGUUUUGAACACAACAUCAAAAUCCAUCAGUUGCAACGAGAAAACGUAGGAUUGCUCAAAAAGUUCGCGCGUGCAGCAAUAUUUUCAAGGAACGAAACACAUAAAUACAUACAUACACACACACACUCUCUACAUAAAAUACUCACGAAACAACGUAAUUUUCAAAGUUAACCGUUAUAUUGAAAAACAAAAAGGAGAUUUAAUCUAGCCUGAGUAGUCGUCCAGUGAUUCCACUCUUAUCUAAUUAGUCGGUUGAUCUCUACUAAUAUGUAACGCUCCCUUUCCCUGUUAGUUCCGCCGUCCACAGUUGAGAAAUUAGCCACACAGAAGUCACCCAGACCCCAAUUUUAAAUCAAAGAUGUCUCUGUUUGUAAAUGCGACCUCGCAACACCUUGUCGGUCGCAUGUUUCGAAAGCUGCUGAUUAGUCACGGUGUAGCUCGAGUUCGUGCAUCUUGUUUAAACGCGGGGCAACUAAUGUACUCUGGUAAUAGCAAAUUUUGUAUUUAUAUUUUCAUAAUAAAUAGUGUAGAAACAUUACAAAAA
Messenger RNA from Cloeon dipterum, 6956 nucleotides. It is a transcript of the gene scrt, whose product is annotated as scratch. The record is from RefSeq and is a predicted model, not a curated record. Gene Ontology annotation, molecular function: sequence-specific DNA binding; DNA-binding transcription factor activity, RNA polymerase II-specific. Gene Ontology annotation, biological process: regulation of transcription by RNA polymerase II. The transcript has 2 exons. NCBI's taxonomy places the organism in Eukaryota, Metazoa, Arthropoda, Insecta, Ephemeroptera, Baetidae. Gene Ontology annotation, cellular component: nucleus. The coding region runs from base 300 to 1793 and encodes 497 amino acids.